GACGUCUCCGCGCAUGCGUGUAGCGGGUUGAUGGAAAGGUUGAUGAAAAGCGCAUUCCCCCUGCAAUUGUCGACGGCAACGCGAGGAGAUAGACGUUAUUCCGGGGACGAUUUUAUCAGUGGGAUUUCAAAAUGGCAGCACGUGUUAACAACUUUCCUCCACUGCCUCAGUUCCUGAGAAUUAAAUCAUGCUUUUAUCAGAACAUAGAAGAGGAAAUUCCCCCGUCACACCAGCAGUUGGUGCGCAGAGUCUACAUCCUCUGGAUGAUGUAUUCAGGAACACUCUGCUUAAAUGUGGUGGGAUGUAUUGCUUGGAUGGCUGGGGGUGGAAAUGCUAUAAACUUUGGCUUCUCCUUGCUCUGGCUUGUCCUCUUCAGUCCCUGUAGUUACACCUGUUGGUUCAGACCACUCUACAAAGCCUUCAGGGCAGAUAGCUCAUUCAACUUCAUGGCCUUCUUCUUCAUCUUCUUUGUUCAGUGUGUCGUGGCCCUCAUUCAGACUGUAGGCAUAAUUGGCUGGGGAACAUGCGGCUGGAUUGCCACAGUGGCGUUUUUCGGCCAUAAUGUGGGCUCCGCCAUAGUGAUGCUCAUCACAGCUCUGCUCUUCACUCUGGUGACUGUUUUAAUGGGACUGGUGCUAAUUAAGGUGCACAGACUGUACCGUGGCGGCGGCGGCAGUUUGCAGCGUGCUCAGGAAGAGUGGAGCAGUGGAGUGUGGAAGAACGCGUCGGUGAGGGAAGCAGGGUUCGAUGCCGUCACUCAGACGGCCCAAGGACCGACCUUACCUCAGUACCCUGCUGCAGUGCCGAGCUAUCCCGACAACAGUCACUGGUGAUAGCCAAGCAUGGCCAGUAGAUGGAGACAGAGAGCAGGUCAUCUGUAUUCUAUGGUGUAGUUGAAAGUGCCAUAUGAUUUCACCUUAACUGGAUAAAAUGCAUAUGCUGUAUGAUGCCUACACAGUUUUUGAGUCAGAGGACAAUAUUGCUAUAAAGGAAAAGCUUUAUUUCUCUUCUAGAAGGUUAUUUUCUAAAUGUGCCAUUUCAUUUUACUUUGUAAAUGCUGUUUAUUGCAAUGAGACACGGUUGUUGUUUUUUUACUUUUAUGCUGGAAGUUCAAAACCAGCUUGGCAGUGUGUAUUGGAUGUGUGCCUUAUGGACAUUUGCAUUCUGGCAGAACCUCAGUUAAGUUUUUAUUCCUUGUGCUUGAUAAUCUCAGUGUUUGCCUGCUCUUAGCUGUGUCUUCGUGAAAUGAAUGCACCUUAUUACUGUGCAGUCUUUGCAUGUGAAGAUAGCUUGACUGCCGCCUUAACAAGUUAUUAUUGUUAUUAUUUUUUGUUAAACUGGACGUCAGUGUGUAGCAACAUGCGACGCAUAGUCCUCCUGUGCCAAAUCACUUGUCUCUCUCCCUUGUUUUUGACACAGGAAAACUAAGGUCACUCAUCGUUGACAUGUUGAUGUGUGUUCAUACAAUCGGGUGAUUGUACACUUUAAGUAUAAUUUUAUCUUUACUGUCUGCCAGAUGGAAAUAAAACCACCUAAAGUUUACACACUGGACUUUAAAGGGUAACAAUAUCCAGAUCAGCAGUGAGGUGGAAUCAUGCAUGCGAGUGAAGAAGGUCUGUUUCAUAGCAGUCUGACAUUAAUCACAGGCCAACUUUCUCUCACGUCCAAAUCAUUUCAGAGUGGACAAAUCUGCUAAAAACCAAUGAAUGUGGCUUUGAAUGCAGAUUCUAAUGCGUCUCAUUUUUGUUUUUGCUUCAGUUAUUAGACUGAAGCCGUUAUGAAGCAUGAGCACUGACUGGAAGGAAAAAGGUGACUUUUUCUUAAUAGUUUGAUUAAUUUUACUUGUUACAAUGUGUUCGUCAUGGCCAACUGCCAAAUUAAGUGUUUUGUUUUUUUGUCUCCGUUAUUUCAUAAGUGCCAAAAUACAACGGAUGUGAAAAUAACCUUUAAAUAUUGAGAUAUUUCAAUAAAUACUCUUGCUCA
Solea senegalensis (Senegalese sole) is the source of this 1983-nucleotide messenger RNA. RefSeq names its product secretory carrier membrane protein 4 (gene scamp4). The record is from RefSeq and is a predicted model, not a curated record. The coding region runs from base 132 to 833 and encodes 233 amino acids. The transcript has 7 exons. Gene Ontology annotation, biological process: protein transport. Lineage: Eukaryota; Metazoa; Chordata; Actinopteri; Pleuronectiformes; Soleidae. Gene Ontology annotation, cellular component: recycling endosome membrane; trans-Golgi network membrane.